Strongyloides ratti is the source of this 231-nucleotide messenger RNA. RefSeq lists its product as hypothetical. The record is from RefSeq and is a predicted model, not a curated record. The transcript has a single exon. Bases 1 to 231 code for a protein of 76 amino acids. NCBI's taxonomy places the organism in Eukaryota, Metazoa, Nematoda, Chromadorea, Rhabditida, Strongyloididae.
AUGGAUAAUAAUAUGAAAAAGUUAAAAAUUUCUAGUGAUGAAAAAAAUGAAACUUCUGAAGAAGUAAUUCAAAAAACUGAUAUUAAUCCCAAAAAACUUAAACGAAGAAUGACUAUUAAUUAUGCUAUGAUUCAAAGUUUGGGAAAUAAAAAUUUAAAUGACAAAGAAAAUGAUUAUGAAAUAAAAACUGAGGCGGAUGAAAAUUACAAUAUCCAAAAGGAUAAUAAAUAA